AUGUCGAGGAGAUCAGGAGCUUGCUUGAGGUGUUGCUUGGUGAUAUUCGCGGUGGUUUCGGCUCUGGCGGUCUGCGGGCCAGCAAUCUAUUGGAGAUUCAAGAAGACGAUGAGGUUGUCCGAUUCCGAAGCUUCUUCCUGCCCUCCUUGUGCCUGUGAUUGCCCGCCUCCUCUGUCUCUUCUCAAGAUUGCUCCAGGGUUGGCCAAUCUCUCAGUCACAGAUUGCGGGAGCAGCGAUCCAGAACUGAAAAAGGAGAUGGAGAAGCAGUUUGUGGACCUGCUGACGGAGGAGCUGAAGCUGCAAGAAGCCGUGGCUUUAGAACACGCUCACCAUGUGAACAUCACAUUCGGAGAGGCAAAGAGGGUGGCGACUCAGUACCAGAAAGAAGCCGAGAAGUGCAUUGCUGCCACAGAAACUUGUGAGGGUUCCAGGGAGAGGGCUGAGGCGCUGUUGCGUCGGGAGAGGAAGAUCACUGCUUUGUGGGAGCGAAGGGCCCGCCAAGUUGGCUGGGAAGGAGAGUAA
Messenger RNA from Linum trigynum, 522 nucleotides. Lineage: Eukaryota; Viridiplantae; Streptophyta; Magnoliopsida; Malpighiales; Linaceae. The record is from the annotation of a GenBank genome assembly.